Messenger RNA from Linderina pennispora, 1917 nucleotides. RefSeq lists its product as uncharacterized. The record is from RefSeq and is a predicted model, not a curated record. Gene Ontology annotation, biological process: peroxisome organization; long-chain fatty acid import into peroxisome; fatty acid beta-oxidation. Gene Ontology annotation, cellular component: peroxisomal membrane. The transcript has 2 exons. NCBI's taxonomy places the organism in Eukaryota, Fungi, Kickxellomycota, Kickxellomycetes, Kickxellales, Kickxellaceae. Gene Ontology annotation, molecular function: ABC-type transporter activity; ATP binding; ATP hydrolysis activity. Bases 41 to 1873 code for a protein of 610 amino acids.
UCUUUUUAUGUCCACCGCUCAUUCGAGUGAAGCGUUUGAAAUGCUUCCACAGGACCAAACCCCCGUACCGAGCGCAGUAACCGCCCUCAGCGCAAUUGCCCCGAAUAAUCGCCCGCCCACCACCGAGUACACGCGACUGAACAAUGAUGACGCUUCCGAGAUGCCCGAAAAGCCCAAUGCCUCGCGCCAAUACACCUUCGGCCUGGUGUUUCUGCGGCGCCUUUACCACCUUUUCCGCGUGAUGCUGUCGAAGCAGUCUCCAGAGCGCAUUGGCCUGUGCUGCGUCGGCCUGGUAAUUGGAAAGCUUCUGGCCGAAGUUGUGUUUUAUUUCUCCGGCUCCCUGCCGUCGCACUUCUACAAAGUCCUGGGAGACAAGGAUCAGAAAGCGUUCUACCCGCUACUAUUGGAGUGCAUCGGGAUCGUGGUUCUGUCGGGCACCGCCAAAGCCUCAUUGUUGUUUGUCAAUGGCAUAUUGGGCGUGAUGAUGCGCAAUGCGCUGACGCAGUUUACGCACGAGCAGUAUGUAAAGGCACAGAGCUUCUAUGCGCUGGUGAGCCAGGGCCAGAUCGACAAUCCCGACCAGCGCAUCUCCCAGGACAUCGAGAAGCUGUCGGCGAACCUGGCCGAGGUUCUGUCCGAGCUCCUGAUCGCGCCCUUCCUGGUUCUCUACUACACCUACAAGUGCUUUGCCAUAUCGGGCGUAUUUGGCCCGCUUUCCGUCUACCUGUACUUUAUUCUGGGCGCUCUGAACGUCUAUGUACAGGAGAAGGAGGAGGGGAAUUUCCGCUUCCAGCAGGUCAGGAUUCGCGAGUUCGCCGAGUCCAUUGCUUUCUAUGGCGGCGAGGAGACCGAGCGCGAGAUUGCAGACAAGGCCUUGCUUCAGGUGGUGGGUGCGCAGCGGCGUUUGGUGCGCAGCCAGUUCUGGGUCAACUUUGUCACCCAGCUGUUCUCGUAUCUGGGCGCCACCGUCUCGUACAUAAUCAUUGCCAUUCCGAUCUUCCUGGGUGCCUAUGGCGACAAAUCCGGCACUGAGCUCAGCAGCAUUAUCAGCAUGAACGCAUUCGUUUCGCUCUACCUGAUCUACCGCUUCACGCUCGUCAUCGAACAGGCCAAAAAGCUGACCGAUGUCGCUGGAUUCACCGCGCGUAUUGUGCAAAUGUGGGAGGAGCUCGACAGCAUUGCCAGCAAUGAAGGCGGCAUUUGUGCGGCCCAGGGCGAUGCCCAAUCGGGGAUCCAGGCUGUUGGCCUGGACGUCACUACCCCGAAGGGCCUGCCUCUGGUGGCCAAUCUGUCGGUUGCGGUGGCCCCGCGCGAUUCCCUGGUAAUCACCGGCGCUAACGGCGUCGGUAAGACAUCGGUUCUGCGUACACUCUGCGGGCUGUGGCCGCCAUCCGCCGGCACAAUCACCCUGCCGUACACAAACAACGCCCUGGACGUGUUCUUUUUACCGCAGACCCCCUACAUAGUCGCCGGUAGCCUGCGCGAGCAACUGACAUAUCCGGGCGCCUGGGGCAAUUCCCUGCGUGUGUGCUCCGACCAGGACCUGGCUAACUUGCUCGAGCUGGUUGGCUUGGCACACCUGCGCCUAUUGCCGCAUGAUGAGCCGCAUUCCGUGCAGUUCUGGCUCGGCACCCUGUCGCCGGGCGAGCAGCAGCGCGUGUCUAUUGCAAGGGUGCUGUUCUGGCGUCCCAGAUUUGCCGUACUGGAUGAGUGCACGAGCUCGUUAGAUCCUGGUGCCGAGGCGUCGCUCUACCAGGCCAUGGUGGAUUUGGAUAUCACCCUGGUGUCUGUUAGCCACCGUGAAGGCCUGUACCGUUUCCAUCGCCGUCGGCUGGAUCUGACUCGCGACGGAUACACUAUCACCGAUAUAUAAUCCUUUCAUAAAUGCUUUUCAACUAUGUAAAAUCCGUGUUUUAG